Amoebophrya sp. A25 is the source of this 995-nucleotide messenger RNA. The record is from the annotation of a GenBank genome assembly. NCBI's taxonomy places the organism in Eukaryota, Dinophyceae, Syndiniales, Amoebophryaceae.
GUUUCUUUGACAGUGGAUGCGUUUUUAUCGUGUUCGUGUCUGUGCGAUACGGUGUGCUUUGUUGUGUCUUAUGAAGAGCGGUAUUUUUAACUAACUACUGUAUUUCUGCAUCGUUUUCUAUCACAUUUUUCCCAUAAUUGAUAAAUUUUCUACAGCGAAAACACCUCCUGUGUUGAAUUCAGACGGGUUGCAAGCGACGAACUAGGUGAGGCACAUACAAGCUGUUUUUGCGACACAUUUAAUUGAGUUUGUCUGUUUUAUUGUUGAGCUGUCUUGACGUUGACUCUUGUACUUUUUUGUGUAUCUUGGAUGUCUAUUGUUGUUGUAAUCUUAUUUUUUAGAAGAGGGUAUCUGGCGAAGUUCGACAGGCAGCCAUAUGAAUAUCAAAGGGUAGCUGUGGGGAUUCGGCUCUUCUAUAGUCGUGAACGCUCACCUCCCCGUAUGCUACCUGCUAUCCUAUCUUAUCUAUCUUAGAGAGGUGAACUCCUAUCUUAUCGCAAAGAGGUGUAGGCGGAUGGGUCUAGAUCCGGAACGCGUCAUUUCUGUGGCAUUGGCGCGCCACAUCCUUCCUUGCACCGCAGAAACCCAUUUAGGGGGUAAAUCCAGAUCCACGUCUUCCCGCGCGCGGCAAGCCCGGGGGAGCCUCAUCUUGAUCUGGGUGCGUUGACGUUUAGUCGAAUUAGACCUUCUGGUCACUUGCCAGUGGUACUAAGGAGAUUGCGCGUUUGAUUUCGUGUGCAUAAAGAAGGGGACUAUGGAAAUAAGUGUAAAGAAAGGGACGACUUGGGUGUUAUAGUGGGAUUAUGCAAUACGAAGGGACUACUGCACGUACGGGUAGUAGCGAGGGGUUAACUGCGCACAGGUUAUUGCCGGUGAUUUAACUUGUAGGCUCGUGGCAGCUGUUUGUUUGUGAUGUCAAGAGUUGGCUUGAGGCGUAAUGGUCUGCUGCCAUGAUAGACAAAGGUCUGCGUUCGAUAUUAGAUCCGAUGUUCAGG